UAAUGCAUAAAAAAUUUGUAUUUCAGCGUGAUGCACGAGUAGAUCGGGACCCACACUUUGGGAAUCUCUGCUCCAAAGGUUAACAAGACUGUAUGGGCAGCAUCGAUGAAUGAAUCCUGUUGCGCAGACCGACCGGUAGCUUUCAUUGUAAAAGCGUCGAUAGCUACUGUAUAGUCAGUCCAGGCUUGCGGGGUGAACCUCGAUGCACGAGUUUGGUCAACUGCUUUUUUUCCUUGAUUUUGAUUGCGGAUUACAACCGGUGAAAUUGCACGGUACUAAUUAUUUUCGAGUACGGUUAAUUGAUGCUCUAAUCGAGAAUGGUGUAUCGAGAAACAUGCAAAAGAAGAGAUGUUUUCGAAACGAAAGCGACGGUCGGUAAAACCUAAAGGGAGCAGGCGUGGACCGUGGGUUCGAGUCGGGCGUGGGGAUGAACUCUACGGGGAAUGCGAGAGGGAGGAGGACUGGGGCGCUUCCUGUGGUUGGCACUAGCCUAAAAAAGCUCCAUAAACAGAAUCGCAGCCGAAUGUCUUUUCAAUGCAACGAAAAUGGUGAAGUGUGGGAAAAAGUGGGCAUUGAGUAAAGGCUUCGACAGCUCGAACCAUGACAGAGGCGUCAGAGGAUGGUAACUAUCUAGUAAGGGUUUGUGCCCAAGUGAUGACAAGAGAUGAUAGUUCAGGUUGUUGGGUUCCUGUAAAUGGCGGUGGUUUGGCAAAUGUUUCUGUUAGACGAAGAGCAACUUCUUCGGGUGGGCAUCAGCCUAAUAAUACCAAUGGAGCUGAUAUUUCUGCUACGACUGCCUCUUCUACCAACUCUACACACUCUGUAUCGGGUACAGCUGUCAAUACCCAAAAUCAUGGAUCUUCUAGUAGUUCCCCACCUGGUGCGACUAAGAAGAGGCACGAGUAUCUUAUUUAUGGGAAACGCAACGCUGAUCAAGCAGUUGUUCUUAGCUGUACAAUUAAAAAAGAUUUUCAAUAUAAUAAGGUAAUGCCAACCUUUCAUCACUGGAGAACUGGGGAGAAAAAGUUUGGACUGACGUUUCAAACAGCUGCGGAUGCAAGAGCUUUUGAUAAAGGUGUCCGUACAGCUGUUGAAGAAUUGUUAGAAGGAUUGACCAAUUCAUCAUUAUGCGGCAAUACAUCAGAUGCUGGUGAUGAAGAUGUUUUUAUGACCUUGAAUUUACCUGUGGAACCACCAGAACCACGUCCAUCAUCGGAUACACCCCAUGGAAUAGUUAGAGUGCCCAAAUAUCAUUCCCAGUGUUCAGAUCUUCCUGAUUCACAGAAACCUAUUCAUUAUAUCGGUGGACCAUCUAUAAAAGUGCCACCGUCUCAACAUCCUCUAGCAUCGUCUGAAGAUGUUGGAUCAGAUAACUAUCCUUAUGUGCAGCUCACGACGCUUAAUCACGAAUAUUUAUAUCCCAUCAUUGGUGAUCAUAAAGGAGAUCGGUUAAAUAGACAUAAUACUAGCAGUUCUUUGAAGAAACCGGAUAUCAUAGAAUCUCAGCCCACAAAAAAUACUAUGAAACGUAAUGUUCGAUUACGAUGUAAACAUUGCCAAGAGCUGUAUACGGAACAGCACAAUCCUAGAGGAUCUUGCGAGUAUGCUCCUGAUCCUAUCAAACGGGGAAUCGCAAAAGUUUCAUGUUUAUCUUGUGCUCAGGGCAUGUUGUACCACUGUAUGAGUGAUGCUGAAGGCGAUUUUUCUCAGAAUCCUUGCAGUUGUAGCACAGAAGAAGGAUGUGGACGGAGGUGGUUUGGUUUGGCGUUAUUAUCACUGAUCGUUCCUUGCUUGUGGAUUUAUCCUCCAUUAAGAGCUGUUCAUUGGUGUGGCACGUCCUGCGGAAUGUGUGGAGGACGUCACCAUCCGAUGGAAUAACUGGAGGAACCCUUUGAUAUCUCUGCUCCAUACUCAGUCGGAUCGGCCAAUUUUUCUUCAUCGCGUGGCGCCGUGGCCAACGUGUAUGAAUGUCACGAUCUGAGUAUGGGUCGUUGUCAGAGGUAUCAAAGGGGUAGACAACUUCCAGUACAUGCACUUAUCCAUCAGCGUCAUCUUUGAAAUAAUAAUUUGUUUGAAAAAACGAAAAAAAAAAAAAACAAAAAAAAAAGAAAAAAAACAUGAACACAAAUUAUCGCAUUUAGCCCUGAUACCAUGUAUAUUCCAUACAUUUUGUAUAUUUUAUUAGCAAAAUGCAUUAUUUAGUCACAUCUGUACAUUGAACAAUUUCAAAAUGGACGUUGUUUAGUAUUUACUCUGAAUGAUUGGUCCAUGAACAUUAUUUGGACUGACCAACUAUUUGUGAUACAUUGUGCACACUGUGAGAAUUCAGUCGAGAAACGAGACAUAAUUUGUUAUUCCCAGUUUGAAAGCUAGUUUUUGCCUCGUACGAAGCUGUUAAAGUGAAAAUGAUAAAGGUACUGUUUGCUAUAUCAUCGUAAGAUUCAAUUUUGCUGCGAUUGUCGAACAAGAGAGCAUAGAAAAUUAAAAAUUUUCUUUUUAUUAUAAAAAAAUUAUAUAUAUUAUUUAUUUUAGUGCUUUCUUGUGCUUUGAAUUUGAUCUUAUAAUAAUGAGAUUUUACUAUUGUAGGAUACAUUAUUUCGAUUCUUACUUCCUUUUUCUAUUACGUUUUGUAUAAUAUAUAUUUAUAUAUAUAUAUGUAUACACACAUUAAACCCAGUGCUGACAAUAUUUGUCUUAUAGUUCUGUAGUUUUUUGUAUAAUUUAUUUUGGAAGAAAUAAUCUGAAUUAAUUUGAUGUUAAUUGCAAAAUAUGCAAAAUGUAUGUUUUUGCAUUGAAGUUUACGAUAUUUAAAAAAAAAAAUCGUAAAGGUUCGUAAUCUUCUUUAAUAAUUAGCACAAACUGGUUAACAGAAGCUGUUUGCACUUUCAUAAAUAAGUAUCAAAAUUAAUGUUAACUACUGCAUUAUAAUUU
Messenger RNA from Megachile rotundata (alfalfa leafcutting bee), 2931 nucleotides. RefSeq names its product Sprouty-related protein with EVH-1 domain (gene Spred). Gene Ontology annotation, biological process: multicellular organism development; negative regulation of MAPK cascade. Lineage: Eukaryota; Metazoa; Arthropoda; Insecta; Hymenoptera; Megachilidae. The record is from RefSeq and is a predicted model, not a curated record. Gene Ontology annotation, cellular component: membrane. Gene Ontology annotation, molecular function: protein kinase binding.